Molecule: messenger RNA, 3596 nt
Organism: Cyclopterus lumpus (lumpfish)
Lineage: Eukaryota; Metazoa; Chordata; Actinopteri; Perciformes; Cyclopteridae
Gene: st3gal3a
Product: ST3 beta-galactoside alpha-2,3-sialyltransferase 3a
Exons: 12
Coding region: 628-1719 (363 amino acids)
Molecular function (GO): sialyltransferase activity
Source: RefSeq, a predicted model, not a curated record
CUGCUCGGCUUUGACAGCGUGUGACACACAGCAGGUGGCACCAACAUGUUCCUUGUGUGAAGGAAUGGAUUCACAUGAAAGCUGGGAAACCUUCAUCAAGGAAUAAGUAUCGUUCAGGCCGAAUACCUUUAAACAGAGUUAAGGACGGAAUCGGAAGACAGGAACCCUGUUAUUCAUGCAUGCUUGGUGGGAUCGAACCACCUGAAAUAUGACGUGUCAUUGCCUACUGGCCGCAAACUGGAUGCUCGGAGGAAACUAAUCCAGACAUGGAGCCUUCUCUCUUCACCAGAUGAAGCCCGUGCCAUUGGCUGGACUAUAGGGUGUCCCCCCACUGAGCAGCCUGGACGGACUGGAGCUCGAGCCCGCUCCGUUAAGAGAGACUGCGGGGACGGUCGCGACCACCGGGAUGUCUUCACGUAACGCUCGUUUCAGUGUUGACCGGUGCUUGUCGGUAGCUCGGUGGCCAACGCGGCGGCAGAAGGCUCUGACGGCUUCGAGGUCAACUUGAAGAUUAACCGUAUCCGUCCGGUAAGAGUCCGUGAAAGGCUUCUCGCUAGCGCAGGCGGCUAGUCGUACCUCUCGGCUGCUCGGCCCUGGAGUGGGACGUGCCAUGCACGCUGGCUGGAGAUGAGAAUGAAACCCAGUCGCCAAUUCUUCCUGGGCCUGUGCUCCAUGCUGACCCUGGGAUUCCUCUACUAUUCAGGGAGGAUCAGCUUACGAGGCUUGGGCUACGAUUCCUUGUAUGACCAACAAGGGUUCCUUCGGAAGCUGGAUGGUGUUAGUUUGCCGUUGGAGCUGAUGUACAAGUAUGGCAAUCUAAGCGAGGGAGCCUGUAAGCCUGGGUUUGCAGCUGCCAAGAUGACCGCCAUUUAUCCAAAGUUCACCAAACUGGCACCAAUGUUCCUCAACCCAAACUACAAACGAUUUUUCAAGAUCGGUGAUUAUUCCCCCCCAUUUGGUGUCAAAUCACAAGAGAAGAUCAUAGAUAUUCUCCUGUCCGCUACUAAGAGCUACGGGCUUGGUGAAGAACUCGACAGCGCGAACUGUAAGACGUGCAUCGUCGUAGGGAACGGAGGAAUCCUGGCCAACAGGUCCCUGGGACCGAGGAUCGAUGAGUUCGAUGUGGUGGUCAGGUUGAACGAGGCUCCGGUGAGAGGCUUCGAGAGGGAUGUCGGCUCCAAGACCACCAUGAGGAUCACCUACCCAGAGGGGGCCAUCCAAAAGACCGAGCGCUAUGAGGCUCAGUCCCUGUUCGUCCUCUCCGCCUUUAAAGCUCUGGACUUCAAGUGGCUGCGACACAUGGUCUUCAACCAGAGGCUGCGCAGCACUGAUGGGUUCUGGAAGUCGGUGGCCAGGUACGUUCCAAGGGACCCCGGCGACAUGCGCAUCCUGAACCCCUACUUCAUCCAGGAGGCCUCCUUCAAGCUCAUUGGCCUACCUCACAACAAGGGACAGAUGGGCAGAGGGAAUAUUCCGACCCUGGGGGCGGUCGCCAUAACAAUGGCCCUUCAUAACUGUGAUGAAGUAGCGGUGGCUGGAUUCGGCUACAACAUGAGCACCCCCCACGCCCCUCUGCACUACUAUGAGAAGAUCAGAAUGGCGGCUAUCAAAGAGUCCUGGACCCACAACAUAUCUAGAGAGAAGGAGUUCCUGCUGAAGCUGGUGAAGGCUGGAGUCAUCCAGGACUUGACCAACGGGAUCUGCAGUGCAGGAUGCUGAUGGUCCUCGCUCAGCAUCACGAUGGAUGGAUGCAGCACUGUGCUCACCUUCCACCUGCUCCAGCGCCUGAGAAAGAGAAACUCAAGGCUCUGUAGGCCGUGUUCCCAGCAGAGAGCAGCAGCUGGUCAGUGCUGAGAGACUGUGUUUAAAUGAGGCUCAUUGACUACAACACAUUGCCCCAGUGUUGUAUAUUAACAUAUUGUAAGCAAUUGGCCUCUGUAUUUAGCUUGUCCUAGUUGCAGGUUUAUGUAUAUUUACAUGGAUUUGGUGCCCUGGCUCAAAGGGGUAAGUCCCCAGUGAUGGGGUCCAGGCUGCCCUCCUACUAGAACGACUGCAGGAUGAAGAUGUUGGGUUUAAGUAUUGAGCCUGUGCCAAGUUUACCUCGACAAGUGUCCUUCUGCUCACACCUCUGAAUGUAAUCUGCAUCAAACGUAUAGUCUCAUUUUAAAACGUUUUUUUUAAUGUCUUCCAGUUUCUGCGUUAAACAGGGUGCACGACACCAGACACCCGUGGGUAGACCCACACUAUAUCUGAGCAACAUGGCAAUAACCAGAGCUCGUCAGUCAGUAUGAAGCAAGAAGGCUGGAGAAUGCAUGAACACCGUUUUGCAUGAACACAUAUUUAUUGGCUUCACUAAUGUUUAUGAUAAGAUGCAUUUAAUUUGCUACUGACUUUGUCCUAACAUAUACUGUCGCUCUAAAGUGUGGAAUAAGCUGGUAAAUUGAUGUUGUUGUUCUGUCCUUCAAUAAUAACUAGUAUAACGGAUAAGCACGGUAUAAUUUAGACACUAAAUGUAUAAUUUACAUUUAAAGUAGCUUUGGCCCCAAAAGAUAAAGGACGAAGGGAUUAAGCUUCCAUUUAGUCCACGUCCCCCCUGUUUUGCAUGACAGGAAGAUUUGUUGGAACCUGGAUCGUAAUGCUUUUUCCAGGACAGAAAAGGAAAGUGUCACCUUUUGAUCAUUAUUGAAACACAAUACUGCAAUUGGGCUCUUUGGGUGAAUAUUGAAUUUGUUUGUUGUUCUUUGGACAUUUUUUGGUGCCCUGGUAAGAAUGUGUACUGGAUCGCAUCUCGGCCGAAAAUGAUCUGCUUGCAUGACUGAUAUGUGAAUCAUAUCACAACCUAUCACAUAGGUUAGCUGGAUUUGGUUGUGGGGGAUUUGACACGUCUGGAAUUUUCCAAUUCUUCAACGUUCACACAGAAUUACUUUUCAGCUGUUGCCAUAGCAACACGUUGUGACACGGUCAAGGUGAACCCCAAACAUGAAGUCAGUUUGAGAUACAAAUGACUUAUCAUUAUGGUCAUCAAUUCAGAUUUUAUAUAAAAUUCUUAGGCUGUGUUGGGACAGCAUUUAUAUAGCGCUUUUCUAGUCAUUAUGACCCCUCAAAGUCACCUAUGGUGUCCCCCAGGGUUCAGCACUUGGUUCCCUUCUCGUCAUCCUCCACACGCUACCACAUGGACAGAUCCUCCACCUCUAUUGCCUUCAGUUGCACUGUUAUGCUGAUGAGAACUUUACCUCUCCUCCAAGACCAUCACUGCUGCCCCAUGUCAAGCGCAUUACCAAAACGGCCUUUCUCCACCUUCGUAACGUAACAAGGCUCUCAACAAACUGUCUUCCCCCGACCUCUCUGACCUCUUCCAUCAGCACGUUCCCUCCCCAUGCCUCAGGGACGUUGAUUUCAACCUCCUGCAACCUUUGAGGACCGAGCGCCAAACCUGGUGUGACGGGGUGUUUACAGUGGACGCCUCCCUCUCUGGGACAUUUUACAAAACCACAUAAAAAAUGCCAUUGCAUCGUCGACAAUCAAAGAGGUCCUCAUUCUAAUCUUAGCUUCAUUUAAUCUUUUUCUUUUGUCUGUAUUAAAACAUGUACUGCUUA